Messenger RNA from Danaus chrysippus (African queen), 2850 nucleotides. NCBI's taxonomy places the organism in Eukaryota, Metazoa, Arthropoda, Insecta, Lepidoptera, Nymphalidae. The record is from the annotation of a GenBank genome assembly.
AUGCCUGAUUGGACGUGGUUGGUCGCUGCGGCGCUGUUUGGAGCGUUCAGCGCCCUUUCCGUGCCGCUAGUAGUGGUACUUUACUUCAUAAGACCCUUCGAGAAGAAACAACCCGUCGAAGAGGAAUUCACCAUACCUGUUACUUUACCUCCAGAAAUCCUUAAUGAGCUGACAAGAGGCGCGGGGAGUACACCUGAGGGUGCUUUAAACGCGAUGCUGCAGUUCAUCUUCCAACAAAGUACAGCUGAUACUCGCUGGCUGCGGAGACGAAUGGCCACUGAACUCUCUGAACUACUGGCUAAGACUUCUUCGGGAAAGAUAUUUGAAUCUCUAACGCUCCGUUCGUUGGAAGUGGGAACAGAGUUUCCCAGCAUCACAAACCUUCGUCUUGUAAAUGGUGACCUUGAAGACGAUGGUGCGAGGUUGAGAUCGUUAGACUUGAAGUUUGACCUCGCUUACGACGGCAGCUUCAGAAUAGAAGUAGACGCGAUCAUGUUACUAGGAAAAGUGGCUAACAUUUCUAUAACUGUCGAGAGUAUAAGUGGCAACGUCCGUGUAAUGUUUCGUCGGACUCCUUACACGCAUUGGGCUCUGGCUUUCGAAGCUCCUCCGCGACUAGAGCUUCGGGUUCGAGGACGGUUCCAAGGAAGACAGCUCAAGCCACGGCUAGCGGCACUGGUCGCUGCACAUAUACGACGAGCUGUAGCCCAAAGACACACACUACCAAACUACAAAAUACGGUAUAAACCGUUCUUCCCAAAAUCUGAGCCGGGCAGCGCAGACGGUGAAGACGGUCCAACGCCCCACGGUCGGCUGACUGUCAGACUGGUGGAAGUGACACGUCUACAUUGGACCGGUAACAAUGGAAACGUUCGCGCAGCACUAGCUGUGGACUCGCAUGGAUGGGUUUCACUUCGACGCGGCGUGCUCGUUCUGGACAUAGUAUUACCAGCAGUCAGUGGUCCACUUGGACUAGUCUGCUGUCAAGGGGUUGGAGCUGUGCUCGUUGACACAGUUGUGCCAAUGUCCCCUGCAUACAGAGCAGAUCUACGCCGCGAUGAUGUAGUACUAGCAAUUGAUAACAAACCUGUCAACAAUGUUGCACAGGUUGGAAAACUUCUACGCUACGUAGAACGUCGUGCGGUGACUGUUCGCGUUAAACGAGGCGGUUUAGUUGGAACAACCAGGAGGGAUGAGGAGCCCCGAAGACUUCGAACUAACUUCUCAUUCAGACGAGUUUCUGAGGUCAUGGAAGGUGUCCGUCUUCAAGGCAUGAGAGCUACAGUCUCUAAAAAUAACUUGACUGAAACCGAAUCACCUUCAAAGUCACCAGAACAAGCCAAUGAUACAGAGACUCCGGUAAAACAGAAAACAGAUCUGCCACGACCCGUUUCGAAAGCGUCAGAAGCUAUUGGACCUGCGAACUUUGGUUUGCGUAAACGUAGAUGUUCUGUGGAGAACAAGUCCUCGGAUAGUUCAGCAGGAAGUACGCCUCCAGCCUCUGGUGCUAGUACACCACUCCGCCAAGCUACUGCUAUAAACAAAACAGUCAAACAUCCAGAUAUACCUGUUAUAAGAACGGACUCUUCGGAGUGUAAAAUAUCAGAGAAGGCGGAAACAGAAGAAGAGGAACUAUUCGAAACGGGCGGCCCGAGACAGAGCGAGCACGUAGAAAUUUGUCAAAUGUUUUGGACAAAGAGCGUACAAAUAAAACCUAUCAUUCCAUUCGAUGAGGAAACAGAAUUCAAAUUGAACGAGAAUCACAAAUAUCUCAACAUAAACGUCUGGGCAACUGUACCGGGUGAGAAGGACGAAGUGCUGUUAGGAUAUCUGAAUAUUCCUCUAGCGGCGUUGUUGAGCGAAUGUCAAGACUCCACGGUUCCCCAUCACAUGAAGCGGUAUCAGUUCUUACCUCCGGACGUCGACAUCAAGUUCAGCAAAAGUCACAAGCUGUCAUCCCAUGCUGGUUUCGAGCCGUGUCUAUGUUUUGGAGACGCGUUAGUCUGGUGGGAGUGGGAGGGCAGCACCCCCCGCGCUCCCCGCCCGCGUCCCGCGCCUCCCCGAGCGCCACUCGCUAGAACUACCCACGACUUCGUACGCACUCACUUCCACAGAUCCACGCAAUGUGACUUCUGCAACAAGAAGAUCUGGCUCAAAGAUGCUAUGCAGUGCCGUAACUGUGGGCUGUGUUGCCACAAGAAAUGCGUCACCAAGUGUCAAGAAACAUCUCCCUGCGUACCUAGACAAGAUAAAGAACCACCCGGCAUAGGAUGUCCACCGCCGGAGCUCAUAAUGACCGAAGCAGACAACGUGGACCCGGACUCUGAAGAGGACGAAAAAUGUGAGAGAAAAGACUCGUUAGACGUUCAAGAAGACGGCGGUGGUCCAAUGAGUGCGCUGGUGGCUGGUCUACGACGUGCUGGUUCCGCUCACUCCUUGUCCGCGCCACGGAACAACGCUUCAUCACGAUCUUUACCACCAUCUCCAAGUCACACACCCAGAAAACAGUCCCUAGAGUCGGUGAACCCGUUCGCUGGUUGCGGAGCGACGUGGUUGUCCCGCGGCGGAGUCACCGCUAUGUUACAACCAGCCCUCCGCAGUGCUCUGCCCCCGGACGCCCUGCUGGCCGCUGCACGGGACUCCGCCCCAGACCUCGCUGCCCGACUCACGCCCGCGCAAAUACAUGAGAUGUUACAAGCUGUCCGCGAGGAGUUGUCUGCCAUGGACACGUGCGAGGAGGGUCCCGACGGCGGUGAGGGUCGAGCCUGCGCCCUCACUGCACUCAUGCUGCACUGCUGUGCUGCAGCACAAGUCGCGCAGCAACGCGCGGCCGAACAACUCAACACUUGA